AUGAAGCUCCUGGUGCUCCUUGUGUUGCUUGGUGUCUCCACUAUCCUGGUCUCUUGCCAGGACGCAGGCACAGACAGCCCUGGCACUUCUGAAACUGCUGCUGCUACAAGUGGUGCAGAUGAAACCAGCAACACUGAAUCUGGGACAGAAGCUGAAACUGCUGCUGACGAGGAAGAUAGCGAGGCCACUGAUGCGGCCCCUGAACAAGCCCAGGAAGAAGAAAACAGUGCAGAUGAAAAUGCUGACGACAAAGUCGCUGAAGAAAAGCCCAAAGAAAGCAUCGUUGACAAAGGAAAAAACGGGGUCCGCCACAACUGGUGCCGAGAACCCGAGACGCCGGACAACGUAUCGGUCACCGAGCGAGAGGGCUGCAGAGGAUUCAGAACUCAACACACGGAGGGGCGACAUCGGUAA
Molecule: messenger RNA, 414 nt
Organism: Myodes glareolus (Bank vole)
Lineage: Eukaryota; Metazoa; Chordata; Mammalia; Rodentia; Cricetidae
Source: RefSeq, a predicted model, not a curated record